AUGGUGGCUUGUGACGGUUGUAAAGCAUGGCUGCAUUUCAGUUGUGCAGGAGUUAGUCCCGGAGUGGAAAAUCGUGAGUUUCGGUGUGAAAAUUGCACCGCGAAGCGGGAAAAGAAACGGAAGGGUAAGAAUGUGGAAAAUCCUCCACCGAAACCCAGCUCGAAGAAAUCCGCUACGCAGAAUCUCCCCAUGCCAUCGACCUCCGGAGCGGAAUCUGCUGAGGAAGCAGAAACUGGUGAAAACGGUAGCAGUGUUGCUGGUGAUAAUCUGGGUGAUGAAAAACCCUCGGAAAAAGCAGCUGGAAGUGAUUUGGAAACAGCUGAAUCGAGAGUGCAGAUCGAGUUCCGUCGUAUGGAAGCACAACUCUUGAAAGCGGAAAAGGAGCUCAAAAUGGAACAACUUAUCCGUGAAAGGCAGCUGAAAGUAGAGAGGAUUCUGGCCGAGAAGCGACUGUCGAUGGAGCGGGAGCUUAAGGAGAAACAGCUUGCGCAAGAGAAGCUUAUGUUGGAAAAACGGUUAGCUGAAGAGGCAGCGUUCCAGCAGAAGAGACGUUCACUCAGGGAAAAGUUCGAGUGUGAGAAGUCCGAGCUUAACGCAGCUGCCAAUGAUGAGCAAGAAGGCGCGGUUGGAGGAAAGCUGGAGAAGAAAAGUGCACUUGGUGGGAAGCACCACAAAGUAGGUGAUAUCGAGCCCUCCCACAGCCGUGUGUUUGACUGGUUGAAGAACAAGAAGAUUCCAACUCACGGCACUAGCAACGUUGGUGCGCACGAAACCCCUAUGCGGAAUCCCGAUGUGGUCAGACACCAGCAGAGAGGAAAAUGUGCUGUACAGGAGGAGCAAGACAGCAACGACGAUGAGAGCGAUGAAACACCAGAAGCUGAAACCGCUUCAGUAGAAAGUUCGGAAACCCGCGCAUCCGUGGCCUGCAAUUCACUGGCUGGCACAGCAUCGCGCGAGGAGUCUGCUGUAGUUCCAGGACCGAGCAAACCGUGCCUCAUUUGCCAAAAGUAUGGCCAUCGAAUAAGAAACUGUGACAAAUUCCGCGGUCUUGGUCUAUCCGAUCGCGUCAAACUGAUGCGGCAACGUAAGUUGUGUGAACGAUGCUUGAAUGAUCAUGAAGGUUGGUGUAAAUUCAAAAUCACCUGCAACGUUGGUGACUGUCGUCAGCGGCAUCAUCCUUUGGUCCACCACGAUGGAGCAUCGGCCAGGAUAGUCCCUCAACCAACACCGACGCAGGCGCAAAAUCCGGAAUUUCACCACGCCCACGUUUCUACGAAGAUGUCGGUGAUUUUUCGCAUCAUCCCAGUCACUCUUCACAACGGGUCGAAAUCCAUAACAACGCUCGCCUACCUAGACGAAGGUUCUUCGAUGACGCUAAUCGAAGACAGUCUAGUUGCUGCACUGAACGCAAAGGGAUUUCCGCAGCCGCUAACGCUGCAGUGGACUGGUAAUAUCGUUCGCCAGGAGCCGGCUUCGGAGUGUCUGACACUUAAGAUAUCUGGAGUUGGGAGCAGAAAACGCUUCAAUCUCACCAACGUACGAACCGUGAAGAAAAUGCACCUGCCGAAACAAGGAGUAAACUUCGAGGAUAUUGGUAAGCGGUAUAGUCACCUGAAGGGUCUACAUGCAGCAAACCGAGCCAAUGACGAGCCGAAGGUUUUGAUUGGCCUAAACAACGUCUAUCUACUGGCACCUAUCGAGUCGCGGAUUGGAAAACCUAACGAGCCAAUCGCCGUUCGAUCGCAGUUGGGCUGGACGAUUUACGGUCCACGGGAGGUUACCACGUCAGGUGAAUUAUUAGGUCUUCACGUCAGCCUCACGAACGAAGAGCUCCACGACCAAAUCCGAGAAUUCUUCACCAUAGAAGAAACAAAUGUCUCUGUACGCGCACUUCCAGAGUCCGAAAUGGAUCGCCGAGCAAAGGAAAUACUGAAAACCACCACAGUUCGAGUCGAAGGUGGUUACGAAACGGGUCUCCUUUGGAAAAAGGAUGACUUCCAGUUCCCGGACAGCAAGAGAAUGGCAAUCAAGCGUCUUGACCACCUAGAACGCCGUCUAAAAAAGAAUCCAGUCAUCGAGCAAAAUGUGAGGUUGCAGAUAGAAGAAUACCAAAGGAAGGGUUAUGCCCACAAAGCUUCACUUGUCGAGUUGGCAAAGGCAGACCCACGGAAGGUUUGGUAUUUGCCUCUGAAUUACGUUCUUCACCCGAAAAAGCCGAACAAGGUCCGGCUUGUCUGGGACGCUGCUGCCCAAGUAGACGGUGUCUCACUAAAUUCAAUGCUUCUCACCGGUCCCGAUUUUCUAACAUCCCUGACAGCGGUAAUUCAACGGUUCCGUGAGCGACUGGUGGCUUUUGGAGCCGAUAUAUGUGAGAUGUUUCACCAAAUUUGGAUGAGGGAGGUUGACAAACAUGCCCUGCGUUUCCUUUUCCGAACCGAUCCAUCAGCCAAAGAUCCGGACGUAUUCUUGAUGGACGUAAUGACGUUUGGCGCGGCGUGCUCUCCAGCGUCUGCACAAUACAUAAAAAAUUUAAAUGCUGCGCAGUUUGCCGAACGAUUUCCAGAAGCGGUGAAGGCGAUAAUCCGUCGCCAUUAUGUCGACGAUUACCUGGACAGCGCGGAUAGCGUUGACGAAGCGAUCGAGCGAGCGAAGCAGGUCAGAUACAUCCACUCUCAGGCGGGUUUUGAGCUACACCACUGGGUUUCAAACUCGGAUGCGUUCCUCGCUGAUCUUGGGGAAUCCGAGGUUGAAGAAAGGAUCCCGUUACACGACAGCAAGGAUAACAAGACGGCCAGGGUUCUAGGCAUCAUCUGGUGUCCAAAGCAAGACGUGUUCACCUUUUCAACCUCUUUACGGGACGAUCUGAUUCCUUACCUGACCACACCGAAGCGACCAACAAAGCGCAUUGCGCUAAGCUGCAUCAUGUGCCUCUUCGACCCGAUAGGGUUGUUGGCGCCUUUCACAAUCCAGGGAAAAAUCCUGAUGCAAGACCUGUGGCGAGCGGGUUGCGAAUGGGAUCAGGAGAUGGAUGACCAGUCUUACGCCAAAUGGACGCAUUGGAGAUCCUUACUGCCGCAAAUCGAGAAGUUGAAAAUACCUCGAUGCUACCUGCGUGGUGCACCUCCUGAAACGUAUAGUUCCCUACAGCUCCAUGUGUUGGUAGAUGCGGGGGAAAAGGCAUAUGGUGCCGUUGCAUUUUUCCGUGUUACGACUCCAAAAGGAUCACGAUGUUCGUUAGUGAUGGCCAAAACCAAGGUAGCCCCUUUGAAGCCAUUAUCUAUUCCCCGUCUGGAGCUGCAGGCGGCCGUUUUGGGCGUACGGCUUCUCAACACCGUUGUUGCAAAUCACGAUGUGCAGAUAACAAAACGCGUGCUGUGGACCGACUCGAGAACGGUCCUGUCUUGGAUACGGUCGGAUCACCGAAACUACAAACCGUUUGUUGCGUUCCGGAUCGGGGAGAUUCUUCAAGAAACAGUAGUGGACGAGUGGCGCUGGGUACCAACCCGAUCUAACGUGGCAGAUAUGCUCACCAAGUGGGGCAACGGGCCGGUUUUGGACAACAACAGCGCCUGGUUCAAUGGCCCUGACUUUCUUCAGCUACCGGAGGAAUCAUGGCCUACACAAAAGCUUCCUCCAUCUAACACUACCGAAGAACUUCGAGCAUGUCACAUGUUCCACAAUGAUCAACUCUCCGAGCCGCUGAUAGAUGUCACUCGAAUUUCCCGUUGGAAAGUGGUUUUGCGCACAGUUUGCGUGAUUUUCCGCUUCAUUUCGAACUGCCGAAGACGAGUUCAAGGACGAACAGCUGAACCGAUUGAGGUUUCAGUUAAGCUGCAACGGAUUUCCCUGCGUGCGCCAGUAAAGACGGUCGUUCCACUGAAACAGGAGGAGUAUGAAAAAGCUGAGUUGGUGCUGUGGAGGUUGGCGCAACGUGAGUGCUUUCCCCACGAGAUUACGAUUCUUUCCAAAAACCAAGCGCAUCCGAAGGAGAAAUGGUCAACGGUAGAAAAGACGAGCAAGCUCUACCGUUUAGGACCGUUUCUGGACGAACACCAAGUUCUACGAAUUGACGGUCGAACGAAGCUGGCAGAGAUGGUUCCGUACGACACCCGUUUUCCCAUCAUUUUACCGAAGAAUCACCCAAUUACCGUUCUCGUGCUGGAGCACUAUCAUCGACACUUUGCCCACGGUUUCAAGGAAACAGUCGUCAAUGAACUUCGACAACGUUUUUACAUCCAAAAUAUUCGAGCGUGUGUGGGGAAGGUAAUCAAGGCGUGUCAAUGGUGCAAAGUUCGGAAAUGUCAACCACGAACUCCGAAGAUGGCUCCCUUGCCAGUCGAGCGUGUAACACCGUUCAUGAAGCCCUUUAGCUAUGUUGGGAUUGACUAUUUCGGCCCGGUAACAGUAGCAGUAGGGCGGCGUGUCGAAAAGAGGUGGGUCGUUGUCUUCACGUGCCUGAGUGUGCGAGCUAUCCACCUGGAAGUGGCCCAUAAGCUGAACGUGGAUUCUUGUAUCAUGGCAAUCCGCCGAUUUGUUCUGAAAAGAGGUCCGCCAAUCACCAUCUUCUCUGACAACGGCACGAACCUUAAGGCUGCCAGUAAGGAACUCCAGGAGCAGAUUCGACGGAUCGACACGGCUGGCGCAAACGUCUUCACGAAUGCUAGAACGCGUUGGACAUUUAACCCGCCAUCCGCCCCUCAUAUGGGCGGAGUAUGGGAGGCUGCCAUGGCAGCCCUGAUCACCGUAGACCGGCUCAACGAUGAGAUCCUUCUCACCAUCAUCGCGGAAGUAGAGGAAAUAGUUAACGCUCGGCCGUUGAUCUACAUGCCAGAUGAUCCUAUAAACCCAGAAGCGCUAACCCCCAACCAUUUCGUCAAAGGAAGUUCUACUGGUCUUCAGGACCCUAGCAUCGCACCAACGAAUUUGGCAGAAGCACUUCGUAGCUCCUACAAACGUUCACAAUACGUCGCCGACGAACUGUGGAAGCGCUGGCUUAAGGAAUAUUUACCGUCGUUGAAUGUUCGGACCAAGUGGCUGGAGAGCAGUGAACCACUGAAAGCAGGAGACCUGGUGUUCAUCGUCGACGACCAUGGCCGGAAUGGCUGGAUUCGUGGCCAAGUUGAGCAAGUCAUCCCGGGCAAAGAUGGACACAUUAGACAGGCUAUUGUUCGUACGAAUAGUGGACUGUUUCGACGACCGCUGGUCAAACUUGCUCCUAUCGAGAUGGCGAAGGUUGGUAAAUCUGUCCCGGAAGUUGACCCUGGACAAGGUUUACGGGCCGGGGAAGUGUUAAGCCCACUGUGCAGCAAGUCAGCGAUGAGUCUACCUCACUGGUAA
This is a messenger RNA of Ochlerotatus camptorhynchus, 5337 nucleotides long. RefSeq lists its product as uncharacterized. The transcript has 2 exons. The record is from RefSeq and is a predicted model, not a curated record. Gene Ontology annotation, molecular function: nucleic acid binding. Gene Ontology annotation, biological process: DNA integration. Lineage: Eukaryota; Metazoa; Arthropoda; Insecta; Diptera; Culicidae. Bases 1 to 5337 code for a protein of 1778 amino acids.